Messenger RNA from Chelonoidis abingdonii (Abingdon island giant tortoise), 2108 nucleotides. Its product is annotated as zinc finger protein RFP-like. NCBI's taxonomy places the organism in Eukaryota, Metazoa, Chordata, Testudines, Testudinidae. Gene Ontology annotation, molecular function: zinc ion binding; protein binding. The record is from RefSeq and is a predicted model, not a curated record.
GGAACCAUGGCUGCAGAGAGCCCCGUGGAAAGUCUCCAGGGGGAAGUUACAUGUCCCGUCUGUCUGGAGUAUUUCACAGAACCUGUCAGUCUGGAGUGUGGGCACAAUUUCUGCCGAGCCUGCAUCAGCCAAUGCUGGGAGGGAUCCGAUACAGCCGCCUCCUGCCCUCAGUGCAGAGAAACUGUGCAGCAGGGAAACCUCAGGCCCAACCUGCAGUUAGGAAACAUGGUAGAAAUCGCCAAGUGGCUGAGUUUACGGGCAGCAAAGGGAGCAGGAGGGGACGGGGUGUGUGAGGAACACCUGGAGACUCUGAAACUGUUCUGUGAAGAGGAUCAAACCCCCAUCUGUGUGGUGUGCGACAGAUCCAGGGCUCACCGCGCCCACACGGUGGUUCCCAUACAGGAGGCUGCCCAGGAGUACAAGGAAAGAAUCCAGGCCCAUUUGAAGACUCUGAGGGAAGAGAGAGAAAAGCUGCUGGGAUUGAAAGCGACUGGAGAGGGGAAUAGCCGGGAGUAUCUGAAACAAACACAAACCGAGAGGCAGAAGAUUGUGUCUGAAUUUCAUCAACUGCGGCAGUUCCUGGAGGAACAAGAGCGACUCCUGCUGGCCCAGCUGGAGAACCUGGACAAGGAGAUUGUGAAGAUAUGGAAUGAAAAUGUCAGUAAACUCUCUGCGCAGAUUUUCCAUCUCAGUGAGCUGAUCAGUGAGAUGGAGGGGAAGUGUCAGAAGCCAACAAGUGAAUUCCUGCAGGAUAUUAGAAGCACCUUGAGCAGGUGUGAGAAGGGGAAGUUCCAGCAGCCAGAGGAGAUUUCUCCUGAACUGGAAGAGCGAGUCAGUGGUUUCUCCCGGAAAAUGAUUGUGGUGUUGGAGACUCUGGGGAAGUUCAAAGACACUCUGCCAUUUGCACUAGAGAUGAAAAGAGGAGGAUCACUAGGAACGUUCAGACAGGUGAAUGUGACUCUGGAUCUAGACACGGCUCAUCCCAACCUCGUCCUGUCCGAGGACUGGAAAAGUGUGACGCGGGGAGACACACGGCAGCAGCUGCCCAACAUCCCUGAGAGAUUUGACACUAAGCCCUGUGUGCUGGGCUGUGAGGGAUUCACCUCGGGGAGACAUUGCUGGGAGGUGGAGGUGGGGGGUGGGGGAGGCUGGGCUGUGGGUGUGGCCAGAGAGUCUGUGAGGAGGAAGGGAUGGAUCAGCUGUAGCCCUGAUGGGGGGAUCUGGGCUGUUGGGUGGUUGGGGGAUCAGUUCUGGGCUCUUACCUCCCCUGAGAACCCCCUUCCCCGGCGCCGAAUCCCCAGCAGGAUCCGGGUUUGUCUGGACUGUGACCAGGGGCAGGUGAUUUUUAUUGAUGCCGGUGACGAGGCCCCGAUCUUCACUUUCCCGCCAGGAUCCAUCCCUGGGGGAAGAAUCCGACCUUGGCUCUGGGUGUGGCUGGGAUCCCAGCUCAGACUGUGCCCCUGAGGGCGUGUGUGGGGGAUAUCCCACUGGAGAACUUGAAAUCAGCCUUUCGAUGCUCACACACCCCAGUCUGUAUGACCUUGGAGGAUUCCUGUCUACCCAGUCCCUGACUCCUCAUCUUUAUGACCCAUGGAAGCCCCUCCCCUUCCCUGCAGCCCCCGGGAUGGAAGGGGGCGGGGGGAAGAACCCCGAGGGCUGCAGGAGGAGUGAGGGGCAGUGAGGGGGCUAGGCAGGGAGUAACACUAAUAGCCGGGUUUGGGACACGCGGAGGUGGGGAUGGCAGGGACACAGCAUGAAUCAGGGUUUGGGGGUUGGGGAGAAGCAGCACCAGGGAGUGUUUUGUACAGAUCUGUGGGAUCUGAUCUCACUGGGGUCUCCCAGCCAGAGCUCCUACAGGACAGCUGGCGACCCUGUGAUUGUCACACAGAGGUCGGAGGGGGAGAUUGACCAAAAAAACCCCCAUUAUAUAACCUUAAAAAAAUCAUCAAGGGGUCAGUCUCAUGAUCUUGUUUAAAACUCCUGAGGUUGGCAGCACUUGGAGAGGUAGGGACAGGGCAGGUUUAACCAGGGGAAAUUAGAAGAAGCAAGAAGAAAAAUGUGAAUGAAAAUUAAACAAGAAUAAAGGGAGAGUCUAUGAGAAAUGGUGG